This is a messenger RNA of Monomorium pharaonis (pharaoh ant), 1596 nucleotides long. RefSeq names its product putative nuclease HARBI1. The transcript is spliced from 4 exons. NCBI's taxonomy places the organism in Eukaryota, Metazoa, Arthropoda, Insecta, Hymenoptera, Formicidae. The record is from RefSeq and is a predicted model, not a curated record. The coding region runs from base 184 to 1329 and encodes 381 amino acids.
AUUGACGUCAUGAUGUGACGUCAUUUCGAAGUCAUAGGGUGCAUUCGUUUACGCAGCGGUUAGCGCAUCCACUGCGCAUCUCAUCUGCCAGUCACGUGAUACAUUUUACCGAAUGAAUAUCUGCGUGAACUACUGCUCGGAUUGUCUUCUCCAGUUAAAAGACUAGGAAAACUAGAAAUCACAAUGGAUACAAAUAAUAUUAUUCAUAGUGCAAUAGAAUUGAUCAAUGAUAGCUCAUCAGAUGAUUCUGAUUUAUGGACAGAUAGUUCUGAUGAAGAGCUACUAUUGUUAAAUGAUGUGGAACAUAGACAAGUACCGAAAGUUGAAAAUUUUUGCGGUAUAAUUUUUAGAAUGCACGAAAAAACAUUUCAAUCGCAUUUUCGUCUCACGAGAGGUUCUUUCGAAAUUGUUAGAAGAGCAAUUGGCCCUAUGCUUGAGCCUAAAAACAAAGAAGGAGGUCAUCCUAAUGUACCAUUAGAAAAAGCAAUAUUGUCAACAAUAUGGUUAUUAUCAAAUCAAGAUUCUUUUCGAGAAGUCAGUAAUCUAUUUGAUUUAAGCUCAAGUACUACGCAUAAAAUAUUUCUUAAUAUAUGCGGUGCUUUAUGUAAAAUUGUAAAUGAGUAUUUACACUGGCCAAAUCUAGCAGAGUUUCAAAAUAAAAAACAACAAUUUAAUAAUCUCAGAGGACCAAAUGAUUUUCCAGACGUUGUGUGUGCAGUUGAUGGAAUGCAUAUCGAAAUUCCAGCUCCUAACGUCGAUCCUAAAAGUUAUUAUAAUCGAAAAGGUUUCCACUCUAUUAUUUUACAAGGGAUAUGCGAUGCAAAAUGUCAAUUUAUUGAUAUUUUCAUUGGUUGGCCUGGUGCGACUCAUGAUGCCAGAGUGUGGAGAGAAAGUCCUAUAGGUCAGGCACUUGCAGAAGAUCCAACGCUUAUACCGGAAGGAACUCAUAUUUUAGGAGAUUCUGCAUAUAGUUUACAACCUUAUUUAUUAACACCAUUCCGUGAUAAUGGUCACUUGUCUCGGAGGCAAAAGUUGUACAAUGCAAAAUUAAGUUCAAAGAGAGUUGUCAUUGAACAAGCAUUUGGAAGACUAAGAUCUAGAUUUAGAAGAUUAAAAUUUUUAAAUAUGUCUCUCAUAAAUGAGAUGAAAAUAGUUGUUGUUGCUGUUUGUGUUUUGCAUAAUAUUUGCAUUAGAAAUAAUGAUGAAACGGAAUUAAGUAACAAACAACAUUGUAGCAACAUUACAGCAAUAUUGCAACAUUGCCGCAAUGUUCUGUGUUUGCUGGGUGGAAUCUGUGAUAUUUGCAACUAUUUUAUUACAUACACAUAAAUAUAUUUAUUUAUUAUAAUAUUUAUACAUAUUAUAAUGAAUAUAAAUUUUUUAUAAUACAAUAAGUAUAUAUAUAAAAAAUUUAUUUAUUUAUACCUUGGACUACUGGUGAAGUUGAUUCGGAUAAAAGCCUUGGAAAAAUUGACGGUGUACACAAGACAUUUUGAGAAAGUAAUGACGGAUCCAAAUUCUUAUCAAAUUCAGGCUUCUCUUGUUUUUCUAUAUUUAUCGUAGACGACGUCGUGUUAUUAGGAAUAGUUGCAGUAG